CACAGACAACAAUGUCAUGAGGGACACUGUCAAGCACUAUGCACAAAGCCAGGCACAAAAGGUCCCUUACCCUGCCCCUAUCCACCACUGCUUUGUAGACCCAACCACAGAACAGCACCAAAAGCGCCAGGAAUGCUGAUUCUGCACUUUGGAAUGUCAUGCUCCCUGCUACCAAUCACCUCUUGCUUUUCCAUUGGCCUCAGCAUAGUCUCCUGGAGAAGCAGCCUCAGCUUCUUGCCUGACACAGAGCUCAGCCUGACUGCUCCGCAGUUGCCACAGGCUUCUUCUGCUUUUCCCUUUAGAAAAACGGGCCUUCUAUUUCCCUUCUACCACUUCUUGGGAACUUCAGCUGACAGACACCAGGUUUCAAAAACCAUCCACAUUGGCCCAGCAACUCCAUCAGACAGCUCCCUCAGGAGCCACGCAUUAACCUCCUCAUGUCCCAUGCACUUGUACGCAUGCAGGUUGCUAAGACAGUCUCAAACUCGAGCCUCUCCUCCGCUGGCCCGGGCAUCUGCAUUCUUCACGCAGGCCUCCCAGCAACUGCCUUGCGUGACGUCGGCGGCACGCCGUGAGAUCCCUGACACGCGAGGCUACAAACAGCCACUCCUCUCCACAGCCUCCUUGCCCCAAAAGUCGAGAACCUUCAAAUGCCAUGGUCCGCUCCUAGCAACAAUCCCACCAUGCCUCCGCCAGGCCAGGCUGAUCAUGGCCUUGCACAUCUCCGCACAGCCCAAAUUCCUCUUCACCUCUGCCCAGAUUUCCUGCGCUUUUGGAAAGGCAUCUGAAACUACGGGCUAACCUUCACUACUCCAGCCAAAGUGGCCCGGCUCCCUCAGCCUUGUCCAAAAGCCACGUCCUCUGCAACCCCUGUGCAUCUUCAGAGCCAUCCCCUCCAAGAACUCCACACCUCUCACGGAACAAAGAGCCCCGGACAGGACACACCGUUGCAGGCAAGGGCUCUGGCAAUCCCAAAACACAACACCAUUUCUUUCAUGCGGGACAGUCCUCUUUGGCCCUGGGGCCGCCUCAUCCACUGAGGCACCGAUCUCCAAAGCAGACCUGUGCUCCAGGGUCACAGGCAUGGGACCAAGCACGACAGUAAGAGCAAAGCCCUUCCCUUUCUCCAACUUCUUCCCUCAGCCUUUCCUGCCUGCCUUGGGGCCGGCUCCUCCCAAACACAGCAGGUGGAGCGCCUGCCUCCCUGCAAGGACGCACUCAGGCCUUCCGGGCCCACGGGCACAGACGGCCCCUCGAACACUGCCACUGCCUCUGGGCAUUCCCCGCAGGAGGGGAAAGGCCAGCCCCCGCCCACUGACAUCACCGCGCAUCCCUUGCAACCACAAAAGGAAAGCGGCGGCUAAGAUGAAAAUCUAGGCAAGCCACAAAGUGAAAGGAAAAGUGACCACAGCCACCAGCAGGGCUUUGCAGGUGGAAACUAGGCUGGGGCACAAAGACAGACUUGGUUGCACAGCACAGAGCGCGCAGCCGGCCCGGCAGGUGAAAGGGAGCACCCAAGAGCCCUCUCCAGCAGCCUUGACCCCGACGCCUCUGAGCCAGAGCUUUCGCAAGCCCGGCACACCGCUGCCAUCACAAUCCCCAAAACAGGAAACCCCACAAAACACUGCCCCGAGACCACCAGAGCCACAAGCCCAGAGCGGAAACUACAGCCAGAAAGUGCCAGCAAUCGGAAAGCGAUGAAGGGAAAGCUGCCUUGCAUACAAAGCCGCUCACCAGGCAGCACCCCGAGCACAGCCGCCACCAGCACCAGCAGCACCGGCACACCUCACCAGGCUCCUCCUGCCCUGCAGCACCCGACAGCAGCCACAGGCCCAGCAUGGCUGCGCCCACAGCCACACAGCCACGCCUGCCGCACGCCGCCCCGCCGCUCCUGCUCCUCCUCACCGCUCUCGCCACAUCCCUGGCCUGCCAACACCUCUGGACACACGAGGACGCCUUCCCCGGCGACGCGCUCCGCCUCCUGCAGGACAUGGCUGCCAGCCACACGCAGCCCUGCCACCUCCAAGAGCGGCCCUUCUUCCCCGACGCCCUCCUCCACAACAACCUGCACCCGCACCAAGCCGCCGCCACCGCCCUACGCAUCCUCCAGCACCUCUUCCACACCCUCAGCUCCAACAGCACCCGCCAGCACUGGCCCAGCCAGCCUCGCAACCACCUCCUCAACCAACUGCAGCACCACAUCCACCACCUCGAGCAAUGCCUCCCCGACAACGGCACGCUCCUCAGAGGACCGCGCAACCCGCUGCUCGCCAUCAACAAGUACUUCAGGGACAUCCACCUCUUCCUCCACGCCCACAACCACAGCGCCUGCGCCUGGGACCACGUCCGCCUCGAAGCUCGCGCCGCUCUACAGCACCUCCACAACCUCACUCGCACCAUGCGCCGCUAGCCCAAACACCCACGCGCCCACCCACGCCUACGC
Motacilla alba alba is the source of this 2443-nucleotide messenger RNA. Its product is annotated as interferon-like. Gene Ontology annotation, cellular component: extracellular region. Gene Ontology annotation, molecular function: type I interferon receptor binding; cytokine activity. Gene Ontology annotation, biological process: T cell activation involved in immune response; adaptive immune response; natural killer cell activation involved in immune response. The record is from RefSeq and is a predicted model, not a curated record. NCBI's taxonomy places the organism in Eukaryota, Metazoa, Chordata, Aves, Passeriformes, Motacillidae. The coding region runs from base 1838 to 2410 and encodes 190 amino acids. The transcript has a single exon.